AAAUUUGAACGUAAUAUCGUAGUUUAUGAUUUUACCGUAGGAAGGCGCUCGUGGAGCAAGUUAAAAAUGGCUGAUGAUAUACGAAUGCAUUUGCGAAUCGCGAGUCGAUUCGUGUUCUUCGGUCGUUACUUUUUGUGAUUUUCUCACGUGUAGUGGCAUUUCUUUGCGUGUUUGUAAAAUAUUAAUAAUAUUAAUUCAAAUUUUUUCAUGUAUAACAAUUAAUUGGAAAGGAACAAAGGAAAUAAAAUAUUCGGAAUAUUUUAACGAAAGUUCCCGAAGGUGAUUCAUUGUCUAACUGAAUUUUUAGCUUAGAAAGAUCGUGUUUUGGAGAAAAUUCUUACAUUACGAAUAAAAUUUUAAUUAAAUAUGACUGAAGAACACCAAUUACCCUCUGAUUCUGAUGAAGAUGAUGAAGAUUAUAUUCCCGAUGGUGCAGAUAGUGAGCCAGUAUCUGAAGUAGAAUCUGAAGGUGAUGCAGAGAGUGGUCCUGAAGAUGAGAAUGAUGAAAACCAAAGAGAAACGACAAAGAAAAGAGGAAGAAAGAAAAAUAAAGUUAUAAAAUCUAAAAUUAGAAAGCGUAGAAGAACAAGGAAAAAGAUAACAGAGAAUAAGAAUGAUGAAAAAGAGGAAAAACAACAAAAAGAAGAAUCUAUUGAGAAAAAAGAACUUACCGAAGAAGAGGAGAAAAAAAGGGCUGAUUCUCUUUGGGCUGAUUUUAUGAAAGACACAGCAAUGACACCUAAACCUAAGCAACAAAAUGUAACAAAUAAAUCUAAAGAGAGAUCUCCAUCUAUAGAAAAGCCAAAAGUAGAAGAAAAAGUAAAAAUAACUAAAGUAUUUGAAUUUGCUGGUGAAGAAGUAAAAGUAGAAAAAGAAGUCUCCAUAGAUUCGGCAGAAGCAAGAAUAUCUCUAUCUUCUGCUGAGAAUUCUGAGAAAACAGGAAAUUCUGGAUCUCCUGCGGGUAGAGGAUCUGGAAGAGGUAGAGGUUUCAAGCGGGCUGGUCUAGGGGGUAUUUCUUCUGUCCUUGGUCAAUUAGGAAAGAAGGCGAAAAUUAGUACGUUAGAAAAGUCCAAACUAGAUUGGGAUAAUUAUAAGAAACAAGAGAAUUUGGAGGAAGAAAUUAGUACUCAUAACAAAGGCAAGGAUGGAUAUUUAGAACGUCAAGAUUUCUUACAAAGGGCAGAUUUGCGACAGUUUGAAAUUGAAAAGCAAUUACGUAAUGCAAAUAGACGUAGUACACGGUGAAUUUAUAAUUUUAUGUAUAUAUAUUUUAUAUAUAUAUAUAUAUCUUCCCUAACAAUGAAAACCAGAAAUGGUAUUGAGAAAAAUAUCUUAUUAGAAUUGCCAAUUAUUGGCGCUUGUAGCACAUAUUUACUCGAAUUGUUUAAACUCUUACUAAAUAUCUCAUGCCAUGUAUAAAAAUGUGAUUGCCUCGCUUGGCUUGACAAUCGGCUGGAUCUGGUUAAGAAACGGUUGAGAGCCAAUUCUGUGAGAAGAGACUGAUCAUUCCAAUGUAUCGAAGAUAAUAUAGUACGUUAUGUAAUAGUCUAAUGUAUCAUCUGCGAGCGUUGUCUCGAUCCAUUAUAUCACAGAACUUCGCAUCGAAGCAGGAUGUUUGAAGCUUGGUGCUUCGGAGACCGACGAUAUAUAUUCUAACAAUAAACAAGCUCCAGAGAUGUUUUUAUUCCAUUUCAGUGGAAGAAAGGAUGAUUGAUGACAGUGUAGAUUAGUGUAGGUAUUUAAUAAAGUGUCGUUUGAAUGAUAAAUGAAUACAUAUAUACCAGUAUGUAUUCUAGUAUGUAUGCCUUAGAAAUAAUCAUGACAUUUUUCUUCAUUUACGAUCACUGCCUUGGGCGAGUCACGAGAAACAUUUUAUUAUAUUUAUAGACGAGAUAGAAAACCUAGAUUAUUGUUACAGAAUUACAAAUGAGAGAUUACAGCAAUUGUUUUAUAUUUUUUCAACUAUAUCUAUUUAUCAUAUUUAUUCACAAAAUUACGACAUGGCAUAUCUGCGAAAAAUAACAUGUCAAUAUAGUUCAAUCAUUAAUUCAUUUGAAAAAAA
Apis dorsata (giant honeybee) is the source of this 2062-nucleotide messenger RNA. It is a transcript of the gene Yeti, whose product is annotated as craniofacial development protein 1. Lineage: Eukaryota; Metazoa; Arthropoda; Insecta; Hymenoptera; Apidae. Bases 367 to 1245 code for a protein of 292 amino acids. The transcript is spliced from 3 exons. The record is from RefSeq and is a predicted model, not a curated record.